This is a messenger RNA of Penaeus vannamei (Pacific white shrimp), 1842 nucleotides long. Lineage: Eukaryota; Metazoa; Arthropoda; Malacostraca; Decapoda; Penaeidae. The record is from RefSeq and is a predicted model, not a curated record.
AUGGAACUUUAUGCAGAUUCUGUCCAAGAAGUAGACUACAGCAGACCACUGUUGACCCUAUCAUUACAGCAGACCACGUUGCCCUAUCAACACGCAGACCACUGUUUCCGCUAUCAAUACAGCAGACCACUGUUGCCCCUAUCAACACAGCAGACCACUGUUGCCCCUAUCAACACAGCAGACCACGGUGGCCUCUAUCAUUACAGCAGACCACUGUUUCCCCUAUCAACACAGCAGACCACUGUUGACCCUAUCAUUACAGCAGACCACCGUUGCCCUAUCAACACAGCAGACCACUGUCCCUAUCAACACAGCAGACCACUGUUGACCCUAUCAUUACAGCAGACCACCGUUGCCCCUAUCAACACAGCAGACCACUGUUGCCCCUAUCAUUACAGCAGACCACUGUCCCCUAUCAAACACAGAGACCACUGUUGCCCCUAUCAACACAGCAGACCACUGUUGCCCCUAUCAACACAGCAGACCACGGUGGCCCCUAUCAAUACAGCAGACACACUGCCCUAUCAAUACAGCAGACCACCGUUGCCCCUAUUAACAAAGCAGACCACUGUUGCCCCUCAUUACAAAGCAGACCACCGUUGCCCCUAUCAAUACAGCAGACCACGGUGGCCCCUAUCAACACAGCAGAUCACUGUUGCCCCUAUCAACACAGCAGACCACUGUUUUCCCUAUCAACACAGCAGACCACUGUUUCCCCUAUCAACACAGCAGACCACUGUUGACCCUAUCACACAGCAGACCACCGUUGCCCUAUCAACACAGCAGACCACUAUUGCCUAUCAUUACAGCAGACCACUGCCCCCUAUCAACACAGCAGACCACUGUUGCCCCUAUCAACACAGCAGACCACGGUUGCCCCUAUCAUUACAGCAGACCACUGUUUCCCCUAUCAACACAGCAGACCACUGUUGCCCCUAUCAAUACACCAGACACUGUCCCCUAUCAACACAAGAGACCACUGUUGCCCCUAUCAACAUAGGAGACCACUGUUGCCCCUAUCAACACAGCAGACCACUGUUGCCCCUAUCAAUACAGCAGACCACGGUGGCCCCUAUCAAUACAGCAGACCACUGUUGCCCCUAUCAACACAGCAGACCACUGUUCCCCCAUCAAUACAGCAGACCACGUGCCCCUAUCAACACAGCAGACCACUGUCCCCCCUAUCAACACAGGAGACCACUGUCCCCCCUAUCAACACAGCAGAUCACUGUUGCCCCUAUCAACACAGCAGAUCACUGUUGCCCCUAUCAAUACAGCAGACCACUGUUGCCCCUAUUAACAAGGCAGACCACUGUUGCCCUAUCAACACAGCAGACACGUUGCCCCUAUCAAUACAGCAGACCACUGUUGCCCCUAUCAAUACAGCAGACCACUGUUGCCCCUAUCAACACAGCAGACCACUGUUGCCCCUAUCAAUACAGCAGACCACCGUUGCCCCUAUUAUACAGCAGACCACUGUUGCCCCUAUUAACAAAAGCAGACCACGUUGCCCCUAUCAAUACAGCAGACCACGGUGGCCCCUAUCAACACAGCAGACCACUGUUGCCCCUAUCAACACAGCGGACCACUGUUACCCCUAUCAACACAGCAGACCACUGUUGCCCCUAUCAAUACAGCAGACCACUGUUGCCCUAUCAACACAGCAGACCACUGUUGCCCUAUCAACACAGCAAUCACUGUUGCCCCUAUCAACAAAGCAGACCACCGUUGCCCCUAUCAACACAGCAGACCAUAAGGACUGAGAAGGAGACCCCAGAAUGCGUGCUAAGUUUAGACUCGAGAGGCAAUACUUCACUUGAAAUGGACUACUGCUGGCUCUAG